AUGUCAGUAUUUGGUCCAGAUUUGCGUGAGAUAGCACAUAGUAGUAUAUCAACAAUGCCAGUAUUUGGUCCAGAUGGACGAGUACUUCAGAAGGGCGCUACAGUAACGAAUUCUUCACCACCCAACAGUACUUUGAAGAGUAUUGGACAGCUUGGCAAGCGUUAUGGACGAAGUUGUGAUUUUUUAGAAAAACGUCGAACCGAAGAUUUUCGAUCAUUUGAUAAUAAUCCAAUAGCUCAGGUUGGCUCAAUUUUUAUGUUUAAAAAAUUGCAACAAACUGAGUGA
This is a messenger RNA of Thelazia callipaeda (thelaziosis nematode), 285 nucleotides long. NCBI's taxonomy places the organism in Eukaryota, Metazoa, Nematoda, Chromadorea, Rhabditida, Thelaziidae. The record is from the annotation of a GenBank genome assembly.